Cladocopium goreaui is the source of this 1608-nucleotide messenger RNA. Lineage: Eukaryota; Dinophyceae; Suessiales; Symbiodiniaceae. The record is from the annotation of a GenBank genome assembly.
GGCGGUGCUGGCUGCAAUAAGCUGUGCUGGAAGAUUGAAGUUUUUGCGUUUCUGGUGGCAGUGGUGGCAGUGGUGGCAGUGGUGGCAGCUCUGCUAGCGUUUUGCUGCGCUUCCACGGAACUGUAUGUGGAAGCAAUACAAGGUUCUGCCCUGAAGUCUGAUGGAGCUGUAUCUUUGAUCCAACUCGCCAUCAGUGAUGGUGGCGCGGGAGCUAGUUGGCCAGCCCCGCGUGAAGAGGAUACCCUUCCUCAUGGCGACGCUGAUGCUGAAAGAUACUUCAGUUGGUGCGAUGGAAUGGAAUUGUUUUGGCCAGUGCUCCUUUCCUUGUCUCUUGGAUGGACCUUCGUAUACUUUGUCAUGAGCUUUAUGGCCAGAGGCGAGGAGCAAAAGGCAAUACUUGCCAUGAGCGUUCUCGCAGUCUUUGUUGAGAAUCUCUUAUAUUCCAGUGUGUUUGUGGAUAGUCUGGAUUUUGCCUACAACCUCAUGCAGAAUGAAGCUCAAUCUGGCUGGAUCGUGGGCAUUCACAAAAUGGGCACCAGCGUUGGCACGUUUCUGGUGUUCUGCAUGUUCACUAUGUAUCCAGAGAUUUGGCGCUACAGAGGUUUCACUGUGAUGCUAGUGGGAUUCUGCAUGCAAUGUGCUGGUGGCAUGGCUUUUGGCCUGUCUGGUCUGGCCAAUGUGUACUUGGGAACAACUGGAAAGCCUUUUGACAGGUUGGUGCUGGUGGCGCGUUUUCUGCAAGGGACUGGUGGUGGUUUGCAGGUGGCCUUCGGCUUGAUGCAAACUGCAAUGCUGCUCACGGGCUUGGAGCGAUCCAUUCAGAAUACACGUUUCUACUUGGGCGCGUGUUUGGGAAUGGGAACUGGUCCCCUCCUCUCCAGCUUGAGCACUUCAACUGCCCGACUGGCACACUGCCACACUCCACCAGGCUAUGAAGCCACCUUCGCAGUCUGUACGCUACUGCCUCUCAUACAAUUGCCCAUGCUGAGGCUAGCUCCAAAGCGAGUAGAACCAGGUGAAGAAAGCCCCAAAAGUGCUCCAGUUCCAUACAACUUCCAGCGAAUAGUGGUCAUAGUUCUGUGCGUUAUUUUGCAAGCAGUUCGUAGUUUCUGCAGCGCUGCUGUGGAGGCCGCAUUGUCCCAGCUGCUCUACACCGAAUACCAAUGGUCUCGCCGACAAACUGGUAUUGUGACAGCGGCAUUGAUGUUCACUAUGCUGCCAGCGCAAGUCUUCUAUGAGCAGCUUGGUCGAUACUUCUCUGUGAAUCGAGCGAUUCGCUUUCUUCUGCUCAUUGCCUUGGUGGGAAGUUCUUUGAACCUCUUUGACUCUCUGGUUGGGUUGAUCAGCGGAGCUUGUGUCGUUCUGCCUAGCUUGGCCUUGAGCAGCGGCCUCAUCAUGGGUACCAUGCAGGUGCACACCAUUCACGAGAGCUACAUCUUUGAUUUGAAUGGUACCACUUUGCUCUCCCUGAUCUUGAGCGACUUGUUCGGCCGGGGCGUUGGACCCAUCGCCGCACGACAAAGCAUCGCUUCAGGUGGGCAGCAUGGCUUUGGCGAGCAACAGCUCCUGGUGAGUGGAUUGUGUAUCGUCCUCUAUGACCCUUGGUGA